AUGCCAGAUGAGCGCGCGCCCUUGCUCCAGCAUGCCGACGUACGCCAGCGCACGCCCACGCCAUCGGAAUGCGACGACACAAUAGAUGAGCCGCAAAAGGCGACAUCGAGGACCUGGUUUUAUGUUUGGAGAGGACUUUUGGCGUUGUUUGUCAUACUAGUUGUCGUUGUUUUUAUCAAGGGAUGGAUUGACGCAGACGACGUUGAUUUUGAUCUCAAAGGCGCGUUAAAGCGUGCGUUGGGUGGAGGCUUGAGUGGUGCUGCGGCGAUGAUCCUGCAAGUAUUGCUCUUGAUGCCCAUUCGUACCAUCAUGAACUACCAAUACCGCCACGGAACAUCAACGACCGUGGCAACAAAGACAUUGUACGCAGACGGCGGCAUUAGCCGAUACUACCAAGGUAUGGGCGCUGCACUCGUUCAAGGGCCUAUUGCACGAUUUGGAGACACAGCCGCCAAUGCUGGUAUCCUCGCCUUGCUCCAAUCCAACGGUUUCUUGAAACAGCUUCCAUCUCCCGUCCAAACGAUCUUCGCAUCUGCGUGCGCCGCAUCUUUCAGGAUGCUACUCACUCCCAUCGAUACGCUGAAGACCACACUGCAAGCCCAGGGAUCUAGUGGCUGGGCGCUCCUCCGGCAACGUAUCAAGACUGACGGCAUUGGCAGUCUCUGGUGGGGUGCAUUCGCUACUGCGGCAGCGACCUUUGUCGGACAUUACCCUUGGUUUGCCGUAUACAACUUUCUCUCCGAGACCAUUCCAGAUCCAACGAGACAGCAAAUUGGGUGGUGGUUGCUACGUGCUGCUUUCAUUGGCUUUUGCGCAUCGGUCGUUUCGGACACCAUAUCCAACUCGUUGCGCGUCGUAAAGACAUAUCGACAGGUCAAUGAUAAGAGGAUAUCCUACACUGAAGCAGCCAAGGAGGUCAUUCGUAAAGACGGGAAGAUGGGUCUAUUCGGACGAGGAUUGAAGACGAGAAUCAUCGCGAAUGGUCUGCAGGGUAUACUGUUUUCGAUUUUAUGGAAGCUAUUCUUGAAGAUCUGGGAAGACAAGACGGGUUAG
This is a messenger RNA of Alternaria alternata, 1053 nucleotides long. RefSeq names its product mitochondrial carrier. The transcript is spliced from 2 exons. Bases 1 to 1053 code for a protein of 350 amino acids. The record is from RefSeq and is a predicted model, not a curated record. Lineage: Eukaryota; Fungi; Ascomycota; Dothideomycetes; Pleosporales; Pleosporaceae.